Molecule: messenger RNA, 5216 nt
Organism: Pneumocystis murina B123
Lineage: Eukaryota; Fungi; Ascomycota; Pneumocystomycetes; Pneumocystales; Pneumocystaceae
Exons: 19
Coding region: 1-5187 (1728 amino acids)
Biological process (GO): positive regulation of transcription by RNA polymerase I; maturation of SSU-rRNA from tricistronic rRNA transcript (SSU-rRNA, 5.8S rRNA, LSU-rRNA)
Cellular component (GO): 90S preribosome; small-subunit processome; t-UTP complex
Molecular function (GO): snoRNA binding
Source: RefSeq, a predicted model, not a curated record
AUGACAACUCUUGCAUAUCAGUUGCAGGAGAUUCAUGAAAAUCAUUUAGAAUCAUUAGAUAAAAAGAAAAAAAUAUCAUCACUUCUUUUUGAUCCAACAGAAGCAGCAGAUCAAGAUCUAGAUUCAGUUUUUUCUAUUGCAAACAACGGAUUUCUAGAGUUAUUGAAUAUUGAACCCAAAUUUAAACGUUUUUCAAAGACUCUUUUCUCUGAAGAAUCCAAAUUCAUAGAUCGUUUUACACAAACUAAACAAGAAAAUGACUAUCUUGACAGUUCUAUUGAUGCAUUUUUAUCUAUUCUAGCCCCUUAUUUUUUACUAAAACCUUCUAUAAAAGUAUUGGAAUGGCUAAUACGUAGAUUCAAAAUACACAAAAGGAACCAAAAUUCUCUUUUACUUUCAAUUUUUCCAUAUCACAUGCAUCCUUUUUUUGUAAAAAUUUUAUCAAUUAUAGACAUACCUUUACCAACAUGGUCAUUUCUUCUUCCUUUCAAAAAUAACAGAAUAUGUCCAACGCACUAUAUAAUUUCUAAGUCUCUAUCAGAUAAUGAAGCGCUUUUUUCCUUAUUUAUGGAUUAUGUUCAGUCUAAAGUUAAGGAAAAAAAAGAUUAUCAAAUUCUUUUAAAGUUUUGGGCUACUUGUGUUGCAGAAACUAUCUAUAUUAUGAGGAAAAAUUCAGAAAGUGAAGAAAAGAUUAUCUCCAAAAUUCUUCCAAAUAUUUUAGAAGGAUUAUUAUCACAAUCAUCUGAAUAUCAGAUUGCAUGCUACAUAAUAUUAGUAGCUAUUAGUUCCAACUGCUCAUUAUCAGAAAAGUCUUUAGUUACUGCAUUAACUUUAGUAAGCAGAACAUUAAACAAAACUACAAUAAAUGCAGGGCUUAUUUGUUUGGCACAACUCGCACAAACGAGAGAAGGGUGUAAACCACUACCGAUUCCUGUAUUUGAAUCAUUAUUAAAAAUUGAAAAUAUUAACAAAGAGCUUAUCAUAAUUGGUGAAAAAUAUCGCUCAGAUAAAUUAAUUGUUGGCUAUAUUCAUCUCUUAAUAGAAAAUAAAAUGAAAAACAAUGAUUUUUCUUUAUUCAAGGAGUUAGAACUAUUUUUUUCAAGAAUACAUUUCUCGAAAGAUGAAUUCAAAGCAAUUAUACAUUCUUUAUUCCUUCAAAUUAUACAUUCGGAAGAUUUACCAGUUGAAGCUAGGAAUCACAUUUCUAAUAUUAUCAAGAAGUUUAAAGAAGAUAUAUUAUUUAGACCUAUUCUAGAAGAUAUAACAAAAAUAUUUAAAAACGAUAUAACUGGAAUACAAAAUAUCCUGCAAAUAACUAUAGAAUCAUCACCUCCGUCUGUUUCAAAAGACAUUAUAGUAGAACAUACAAAUAUAAUUGAAGAAAAAAGUGCAGAAACAGAAGAAUUUCCACAUUUAAUUAAUAAUAUUCAAAAUAUUAUUUCAAAAAACUUAAUUUUUAUGGAUUCUAAUCAACAAUUAUUUUACAAAGCCUUUUAUAUAGCAUGCAAACAUCCAGAAGGAAUUAAUAUACUUUUUUCGAACCCUAUCUUCCAGGAUACAUCAUCUAAACUUUACUUUUUAUCUCAAAUAUGGAUAUCCCAAAACUUAGAUGAUAUUAAUAUAAAAAACUCUAUAAUAACUGCUUUAGAACAGUGUCAAAUAAUUUUAUUAAAUGAAAAAGAAAAUAUCGAUUACCAAUUUUUUAUACCAUAUCUUUUAAUCUCUCUAAAUAGUGAAUCAUUAGAGAUAAGAGAAGCCACCUCGAAAGUAAUACCUCUUUUAGUAGAAAAAAUGGAAAUGUUUUCAGAAAAGGAUUCUAUAAUUUAUGGUUUUAAUAACAUAUAUGGCAAAAAGUCUUCCAAACUUAGCUGGCUUUCAAAAAGAGAUGAAAAAAGAUUUCUUAAAGAAAUAUUAAUACCUAAUAUUCAAGAAUGCAUCAUCGAUAAAAAUUAUAUAUCUAAGAUACUUGCUGAAGUUUUUGAAACAAAUGACAAAAAAGAAGAUAUAAGUUUUAGUCGUUCUAUUUUAAAAUUUAUAUGUUCUCAUAUUAUUUCUUGUCCUCUUCAAGAUGUUUGGUUUAGAUUACUCCAAAUAAUUAACAAUUCUACUGAAAAAAACAUUCUUAAAACAAAAGUUCUUCUUCCAAAAUUAAAAUAUUAUCAAAAUAUGAAAAUGGAAACAAGAAAUAAGUCUUUAAUUAUUAAAGAACUUUGUAAAAUUGUCGUAGAAGGUGAAAAUGGUCUUGGUAUAAAAUUGUUGUUAGAAAUUGCAAAAUCUGAUCAUACGGAAUUUGUUAUUGGAGCUUGUGAACGGCUUUCAGAAUUAUGGAACUCUAUCGAACAUAGUAUUAUGUUUGAUAUUUGUAAAGUAUUUAUUGAUCAAAGUCAAAAUAGAAAUAAUUCUACAUCUUUAAUAAUUACGAAAACACUUAAUGAUAUUGAAAUUCCUGAAGAAGUUUUUAUCUCUUUAUUUUCUAGCUUAAAUUUAAAAGAUCUUCUUUCAUCAUUAUUAACUAAAUAUCAAAAAGAUAGAGAUUCUCAAAAUAAGGAAAUAGAAAAAGAGUUACAAUAUAUUACGAUAUUUUUGGAACUAUUAGAAAAAAACAGCCCUGAAACAAAACAACAAUUAAUCACGCCUCUUUUUACUUCAUUAAAUUUCCUAAUUACUUUAGAAACAAAUACAAGAAUAUCAAUGGCAUAUCCAGAACAAAUUAUUCUUACAUGCCUUCAGAAAAUAAUAAGUAACACUUCCAUCAAUUUCGAUUCUAAAACAAUUCGUAUGGACCUCUUAAUAAACUGUGUAUGCUCAUCGCCUACUCCUCAUGUUCAUAACCGCGCUUUAUUGCUUAUUACAACAAUUGCUAAAACAGUACCCGAAUUAAUUCUUCAUAAUAUUAUGCCUAUUUUCACAUUUAUGGGAACAAAUAUUCUUCAUCAAGAUAAUUAUUUUUCUGAAUAUAUUAUUGAACAGACUAUUCAAAAAGUUAUUCCACCUCUUAUUUCUAACAACAGAGAUAAAAAAGCCGAUAUAAUAGUAAACUCUUCUACAAUAUUAACGAGUUUUGUAAAUGCAUUUAGUCAUAUACCGGAUCAUCGUAAAUUGAAACUAUUUAAUAUUCUUAUUAAAACCUUAGGACCUAAAGAUUUUUUAUAUGCAUUCCUUGUUUUACUUUUAAACAUGAAAUAUAAUCUUGAAGAAAAGGGAAAAAAUACAGAGGCUAGAGUAAUUUCAAACUUUUGUUUAUCUUUAUCUACAUCAUUUGAUAUAGAAAUACAACUACUGUCUUUUUGGAAACUUUUAGAUUUUGCAAAAUCGUUGACUAUAAAUACAUUAGACAUUCCAGAUGAUUCCAUCUUAAUAGAUACUUCGGAAUUUGAUAACGAUAAAUUGAAUAGUUUACGUUCUCAACUUAUUAAAAUUGUUGGUAAUAUUUUCGCUUCAAAGCAGUUUAAAACAACAUUUCUGACUAUACACAAAACUAUCUCUGAUGAUAGUAACAUAUAUUCUAAUAUUUAUAAAAUUAUAAAAAUACUGAUUGAAAUGAAAGAAAUAUCUACAGUUUAUAAAACUCUUGAAGAUUCUUUACAAUAUGUAUUAAAAGAAACACUUAUACUUUUACCUAUAAAAUCAUUCACUAUUACCAUCAAAAAAAUGUUAAUAUCAAAAAAUCUUAGGCUUCGUUUGAAUGCUUGUGUUAUUCUAAAAGAUAAAGUUGAGACAGAAUCAUUAGAAAAUACCGAUACAGAAUUAGCAGCAAUAGAUCUUCUUCCUGAUAUUAUUGAAAAUACAUUUAAAAAAGGCCCUGAAUUAACAUAUUCAGCUCUUAUCUGUAUUAAUGUUAUAGCAAAAAGAUACGGGAAAAAUAAUCCUGCAAAGUUUUUUCAAAUACUUGAAAAUAUAAUUGAAGUUGGACUUAAAAACGAAAACAAAGAUCUUCAAAUAUUAUCAUGCGUUUCUAUAACAAUUUUAAGUGUGUACCUAGGACCUCGUUUGGUCCCAAAACUUCCAAGCUUUGUUCCUUAUAUUUUAGAGAAACUUAAAGAGUCACAUGAUAACAUUUUUGAAAUAACAGUAUGUUCUCUUAUGGAAGCACUUAUUAAUUCUAUUCCUUCGUUUAUGCUAUCUUAUACAAAACUGAUGCUUGAAGCAUGCUUAUAUAAAAAUCCUACAGAAAACAGGGAAUUAAUUAAAGUAAAAAAUUCAUUAAAUAAUGCUAUAGCAAAUAAUUUUCCUUUAAAAAAAAUAUUUUUAUCAAUUUCACAAUCUUGGAAAUAUAUCAUUACAUUAGACAAAACUACUAUUUUAUUUAGUCUUGAUUUAUUAGAAAUAACUAUAAAAAAUUCCAAAAAAGAAGAGAUAGAAAGAAUUUCGUUGAAAUUAUUUAAUUUUUUUCUUGAAGUAUUUAAUAUGAAACAGGACGAUCAAUUAGAUACUAAAAUUAUAAUAUUUAUAAAAGAAAAGGCAAUUGAAGUAUUUAUACAAGUGAUUAUGAAAUUAAACGAUACAACAUUUAGACCGUUGUUUCUCAAUUUUCGUCAAUGGGCUUUUGAGGAUUUUUACAAAGAAAAUAUAAGAAUUGAUCCAAAACCCCGUUUAUUGAUUUUUUAUAAAUUUCUCGGAGUAUUUUUAGGGCGAUUUAAAUCAAUUGUGACGAAUUAUUUUUCUCAUAUUUUUGAUGAUACUAUUAAAUUACUUGAAAAAGAAAAAGAUGAAACCUUUUCUUUAAAUUCAGAUCUGUGGGAAGCAAUUAUAAAUUCAAUUUAUCAAAGCCUUUUGCAUGAUACAGAAGAAUUUUGGCAAAAUUCUAUACGAUUUUCAAAAAUUGCACCAGCACUUAUAUCUUAUUUAUCCUUUACUCCUAGAUACAAAAUAGAAAAAUAUUUAAUACCCUCUAUAGUACAAUUAGCAUCAGUCACAAUUUCAGAUGAACAUUAUAAAACGAUUAAUACUCUAAUUCUUAAUCACAUGAGUUCAGAUAACACAGCAGUACGUCUUGCUGUCUUAGAAACUCAAAAGGAACUUUAUACUAAACUUAAAGAAGAAUGGCUUACAACACUUCCACAAACUAUACCAUUCAUUUCAGAAGCAUUAGAAGACGAAAAUGAGAAAAUUGAAUAUUUUACACAAAAACUUAUUAUAACUAUAGAAUCAUAUCUCGGAGAAUCUCUCCAACGAUUUCUUACAUAGUUUUUUUUAAAUAUAAGCUAAUAAUCAUA